AUGGCCAUCUAUUAUUCACUCACAUUCUUCUUGCUGGCCGCAGAGAUGGUCGGCUUUGUAUUCGUACUGCUUCCAAUGCCUCUAGCAGCACGGCAAGCCUUUUAUCUUGAAGAAACCGUAUUACAAGCUGAAUUUGCUACUAUACAGUCCUAUAUUGUUGGCAAAAUUGCAUAUGCGCUGAAGAUUAGCUUCAUUUUCGUUGCCAUUCUCUUCGUCGACGCCGUCCAGCGUAUGAUCCGUAUCACGGCCGAAGCAGAGGCUGCCAAGACUGCAAAUGCUGGUGUAAAUCACGCUUCUGCAGAGGUCAAUAUCGCUGCCCGUAAAUUCUAUGCACAGCGCAAUACGUACCUUACCGGGUUUUGUUUAUUCCUUUCGCUUUGCAUGACGCGUACGAUCCAAAUUCUUGUUCACUUAAUCCGCACCGAGGAGGAACUUGGUACGCUCAAGACCAAGACGGCCUCGGGAUCUAGCAAAGAGAUAGCAGUAAUCGAAGAGCUCAAGUCGAAGCUGCGCCAGAGAGAUCAGGACAUUGACAGACUGACGGGUGAAUAUCAAAAGUUGGCGGGAUCAUCGAACAAGCGACUAGAUUAG
This is a messenger RNA of Serendipita indica DSM 11827, 591 nucleotides long. The record is from the annotation of a GenBank genome assembly. NCBI's taxonomy places the organism in Eukaryota, Fungi, Basidiomycota, Agaricomycetes, Sebacinales, Serendipitaceae.